UAUUUUGUGGAUGGAAUAAAACACAUGCUGUUACGGGGAAAAUAACAACAGGGUGGUGUGAUUCGGACUGACUGUUACUGUCUUUUAUGUGUUACACCCCCAAAGUCGAUUGUUUCCCUAGUUAAUUUAGGAUUAUUGUUCUCCUAUCAUUAACUGUAAAAACCCUUCUUCUUAUUAUUAUAUCUUACUGGCCAAGUUUCACGCUAGGAUGGCACAGGCCACCCUUGACUACCCAUUAGCUCCGCCCACGUUUGUCCCUUCUAAAACUUCUACGACCUCGACAGGUUUUUUUUGUUUUUUUUAAUCUAUUUAAUUUUUUUUAAAACAGUUUACACGCCAUCUAGCGAUCGUUUGCAUCAUUACAAGCUUUUUCAUUCCGAGCCCAACACUUCCUGUUCGUAAGCAGUCCACUGAUUGGACCAUAAACAAUGACGUUACACGUGCGUGUGACUGUUACUAGCCAAUCGAAGUGUAAAAGGCCGACUGUCAUGGCUGCCUCCUAUGAGAGAACAUGUCUCAAAACAGUGUAACAGUGAACAGAAGUAUAAACUUCUACAUGUUAUAUUAGAAAAAAAUUGGUUAAUGGGGAAAAUAUAUCUGUAUAUAACUACAUAGUGGAUGAGCACGCGAGGUUGACUUUUAUUCAUUUAGCUAGCUAGCAUGGUUAUAUAGACUUGUACUACAUGCUAGCUUUGGUGACUUCUCAUUGACAGCUGACGCUAUGGCGUUAAUCUCUGCUUGUUUUCGUGUCAGACCCAGAGCUGUUCUGAGCUGCCGUUUAUUUUCCUCUGCAGCGAAAAGCAGAGACAGAGAAACGCGCGACGAGGUGCCGCAGUUCCGAUAUGUAGGAGGGCGCCGGAAGCCCACUGAUAAAGUGUUCGUGUGGGGCUUCAGCCACACUGGAGCGCUCGGCAUUCCCAGUUUUGUGAUUCCCGACAGCGGCAGGAAAAAACCCAGAAAAUACCAACUGACCCCUUACCGCCUCGAUACGGAACAAAAGAUCUCUUCAGCAGCCUGUGGUUAUGGCUUCACAUUAUUGGCAUCGAAUACCAAAGACGUCACCAAAGUGUGGGGUAUGGGCCUUAACAAAGACUCGCAGCUGGGCUUCCAACGCACCCAACACGAUCGGUACAAAACUUAUGACUAUGUGCUGGAGCCAUCGCCUGUGUCUCUGCCGCUGGCGAACCCUCAGGAGACACGCGUUCUCCAGGUGUCCUGUGGUCGAGCUCACUCUUUAGUGCUCACAGACUCUGAAGGAGUCUUCAGCAUGGGUAAUAAUGCCUAUGGCCAGUGUGGAAGGAAAAUCAUUGAGGAUGAAGUUUACAGCGGCAGCCAUCUUGUCCACAAGAUAGAGGGAUUUGAUGGUCGAGUUGUUCAGGUGGUGUGUGGGCAGGACCACAGUUUAUUCCUGACUGAAUCAGGCUCUGUGUAUGCCUGUGGCUGGGGCGCGGAUGGACAGACAGGUCUGGGCCAUCACAACAAGGCUGCGUUUCCUGUCCCAGUUGGUGGUGACCUGGAAGGGGUCAAAGCUCAGCAGGUCAGCACGUAUGGAGAUUGCAGCCUGGCUGUGUCCACAGAGGGUCACGUCUUUGGCUGGGGCAACUCGGAGUACCUGCAACUCGCCUCGGUCACAGAGACCACUCAGAUCAGCGCUCCACGCUUGCUUCCUCUGAAAGGAGUAGGUAAGGUGAUGCAGGCGGCGUGUGGGGGAACUCAGGUUGCCAUACUCAACGAGGAUGGAGAAGUGUUUGUGUGGGGCUAUGGGAUCCUAGGGAAAGGGCCUAAUCUGGCCGAGUCCGAGACCCCAGAGAAGGUGCCAGCGGCGCUUUUCGGGAAGUCAGAGUUUAACCCGACGGUAAAAGUGUCUCACAUCCGCUGCGGGCUCAGCCACUUCGCAGCCAUCACAGAUCGUGGAGAACUUUUCGUCUGGGGCAAGAACGUGCGAGGAUGUCUUGGAAUCGGGAAACGGGAUGACCAGUAUUUUCCAUGGCGGGUUCGUACGCUGCAGCCCACAAACUUCUCACUUUUGUCAUGCUUAAACCUAAUACACUACACAUGUGCUAGUGGAGAAUGAUUUGAAACUUCUCAAGAAAGGCUGUAAAUGUUUCUCAAGAUGACCCAUGCAGGAUUUUUGCAGGUGACCGUACCGGGUCAUGUGGUGGACGUCGCGUGUGGCGUGGAUCAUAUGGUGGCGCUGGUCAAGUCGAUCAUAUGAGCUCAAGAUGUAUUGGACAUCAAACUGCUUCCUUUGCUGACACCACAGAGCUCUAAGUUGAGGGCUGAAGCUUGAAGGUGUGUGCAUCUACAUUUCUUACCAUGCACUCAAGCAAGAAAAAAAAAAAAAACGUUUACUUAAUGCGACUAGGACACACAACACGUCGUGGAUAUGAAAAACUGACAUCUGGAAAUCCAUGCACAUUCAGUAAGUGACUAUUAAUACCAGGCCCUCAUCUGUGACGUUAAGCUGCAUGCACAGGAGCAUCUCCUACCCUGUGAUCCAAAACCAAGAUCCAUAAAUGCAAUGUGAUGUGACUGACCCAACAUCUGUUUCACUUGGCUUCAUUGUACAAUGAUUCAAAUCUGUUCUGUAAUAAACUUUUCUUAACAUCAUUAAAUGUAAUUGGGAAGCAGAGGAUCAUGCGAUCACUCCCAUGUUCUUGAUGGGUUGCCGGGUUGUAGUCAAUUAAGGUAAAAAAAAAAAACCCAGCAUGAGACAAAUCUUGCAGCUGGCUGGCACUCCUUCAUUUCUAUGGCAACUCCAUGGAAAUUAAAUAUAAAAGCUCGAGCACGGGGACGUGGAAAAGCAGGCCAGGACAAUUCAUCACAGAAACACUACACGAUGGAAAAAAAAAUAUAUUGUUUUCAUUUCUUUAAUGGUCAGAGAAGAAAUAGGUCACCCUUUUAUUUUUAACACUGAUAAAUACAUGGGUUCUGCUAAUCAGAUCUAACAGGGGGGGAAAAAGAAGAAAGGAAAAAGCUCGCGAAGGGGGAAAAACCCCAUCCAUUCGUGCGUUAAGACCAACAAAUGUGACCCUUUUAAAAAAAAAAAAAAAGAGAUUCCUUCCAAGGAGC
This is a messenger RNA of Ictalurus furcatus (blue catfish), 3072 nucleotides long. RefSeq names its product RCC1 like (gene rcc1l). The record is from RefSeq and is a predicted model, not a curated record. The transcript is spliced from 10 exons. Lineage: Eukaryota; Metazoa; Chordata; Actinopteri; Siluriformes; Ictaluridae. The coding region runs from base 722 to 2074 and encodes 450 amino acids.